AUGAAUUCAUCAAGCAGUUACCUUAGGACAUCCAGCUCUUAUAUUUGGACUUCGACCAGCGAUAUUAGAACAUCAAGCAGUGAGUCUAGGAUAUCAAGCAGUGAGAUCAGUGCGUCAAGCAAUGAGUCUAAAUCACCACUGAACAGUGAACCCAAAGUUUCUUCCAAGGAUAUAGAGGAUCCAACUGCAAAGGCAGUCGGGAAUUUCGGAAAGUGGCAAUUACGUGUCAGUGUAAUUAUGUCUCUUCUAAAACUGCCCACAGCUUGGUAUCAAUUAAAUAUAAUUUUUAUGGCUCCUCCUCAAGAUUUUUGGUGUAAAAAACCUACUUCUUUCUUUAAGUAUUCGGAGUCAGAGUGGAGGAAAAUAUGCGCACCUGGAUAUGGAGCUGAGAAAGAAGCAGCGAUUGACUAUAUUUCCGAUGAAGAUGAUAAUUUAGACAGAAUAAGCGAAUUGGAGUCGGAAGAAGAUGCUGACGAUGAAGAAUUCAAACGACCAGAAGAAGCAGAAUCUGAAAACUCAGAUUUAGAGGAAGUAGUUCCUGAAAAAAGCCAAAGACGUGAAAGAGAUCAAUUACUCGUAGUGCUGGCCGUUCAAAUCGAGGUCGAAGGCCAAGCAUCGUUUGUGGUAAAGAUGGGCUUAAAUGGUAUACAACACCACGUGAACGAUCUUUGGAUCGACGAAAUCCUCCGACAUCGUACUUGCCAAGCCCAGUUAGAGCAGUAA
Arctia plantaginis is the source of this 723-nucleotide messenger RNA. NCBI's taxonomy places the organism in Eukaryota, Metazoa, Arthropoda, Insecta, Lepidoptera, Erebidae. The record is from the annotation of a GenBank genome assembly.